This is a messenger RNA of Metarhizium brunneum ARSEF 3297, 1077 nucleotides long. RefSeq names its product Nucleoporin GLE2 (gene GLE2). Gene Ontology annotation, cellular component: nuclear pore. Gene Ontology annotation, biological process: RNA export from nucleus; transcription-dependent tethering of RNA polymerase II gene DNA at nuclear periphery. Gene Ontology annotation, molecular function: RNA binding; ubiquitin binding. NCBI's taxonomy places the organism in Eukaryota, Fungi, Ascomycota, Sordariomycetes, Hypocreales, Clavicipitaceae. The record is from RefSeq and is a predicted model, not a curated record.
AUGUCUGGGCUAUUUGGAACGACUGCGAGCUCCGCGGCGACUAGUACCGUCGGCGACCUGAAGUCAGACGUGGCCCUCAGCGACCCUCCUACCGAUUCCAUCUCUGCUCUUUCAUUCUCGCCAGCGCCUAAUGGCCCUGAUUUCUUGGCCGUUGCCAGUUGGGACAACAAAGUCCGCAUCUACGAAAUCGCCCAGAAUGGCCAGAGCCAAGGCCGACAUGCAUACGAGCACACACAACCCGUGUUUGACUGUGACUUUGCCAAGGAUGGCACAAAGAUCGUUUCGGCCGGUUCAGAUAAAAACGUCAAGGUGUGUGAUUUGAGUUCUCAGCAAGAUAUCGUCAUUGGUACCCACGAACAACCAGCCCGCACGUGUCGAUUCUUCGAGAGCGGUGCCGCGCCCAUGAUUGUGUCAGGGUCGUGGGACAAAACCGUCAAGUACUGGGACUUGAGGCAACCGGGUCAGGCCGCAGCCACGGUGUCGUGCCAGGAGCGCGUAUACACGAUGGAUGUGAGGGACAAUCUGUGCGUUGUCGGCACAGCUGACAGAUACAUCAAUGUAAUCGAUCUGAGGAACCCUUCCAAGUUCUACAAGACGAUGCAGAGCCCACUCAAGUGGCAGACACGAGUUGUCAGCUGUUUCACCGACUCGGCCGGCUUCGCCAUUGGCAGCAUCGAGGGUCGGUGUGCCAUUCAAUACGUCGAGGACAAGGACUCAAGUUCAAACUUCUCCUUCAAAUGCCACCGAGAUCCGGCGGUAAACAACGUCGUCAACGUCCACGCUGUCAAUGACAUUUCGUUCCACCCCGUCCAUGGCACCUUUAGCACGGCUGGAUCGGACGGCACGUUCCACUUCUGGGACAAGGACGCCAAGCACCGUCUCAAGGGAUACCCUAAUGUGGGAGGCAGCAUCACGGCAACGACGUUUAACAAGACGGGUAGCAUCUUUGCCUAUGCCGUUAGUUACGACUGGAGCAAGGGCUACCAGCAUAACACGCAGAACUAUCCGAUCAAGGUUAUGCUGCACCCGGUAACGGGUGACGAAUGCAAGCCAAGGACGACACUGAAGAAGCGGUAG